GUGUACAUGAAAUGAACACAAAAAAUUAAUAUUUUAACUUGAUAGCGUUCUUUUUAUUAUUUUACUGUGUUAUCUACCUGCUGUCAGCAGUAUAUAAAUGGUCGAAAUUUAUAUUAAAGACAUAGUAAAACUAAAGAAGUCUAAAGAAGAAGAAGAAGGCAGAAGAGGCUGCCACAUCUGAUCUUACUCUAUUGAUUGCUUACCUAAACCAUAAUCGUUAGCAAAAUGUCAAUUACAAGAUUAUUGGGUUUCUAUUCACCCAUUAUCACCAUUCUGUCAAUAUUCGUUCACACAUAUUGUCAAACGACACCAAGUGAGAAUAGUUCUUCAGAAGGUAUCUGUUUUAGUUCCAAUGAUGAGGUUUAUGUGGAAAUGAAAACAUCAGGUAAUUUCACCCUGAAAUGGAAAAAGCCCAAUCGCACUGGUUUAAUAAUUUAUCAAAUAAGUCCUUAUAAAACUUAUGAAUCUGGGUAUUGUCAUUAUUAUAGUACUAGUGAUGAUUGUCCAACUUAUACAUUAUUCAAUGUGAUUGAAGAUAAAUAUGUUCAAUUUUUUGUUCGUAUUUUUGACGGUACUCCUUAUAGUACGUUGUCUAGCUCUAGAUUUAACUUCACAGAAAUAAAGGAUGGUUGUCUACUUAGGGGAGGUUUAGAAGUAUUUAAUAUCACUGUAACAUCUGUCAUUCUACAAUGGAACAAGCCUAAAAAUUGUAACUACAUGUUUGUGAAUUAUACUGUGUUGAUAAAUCAUCUGCGGACAUUUGAAAAGGUAUAUCAGGAAAUACCUUUUCCUUUUAAUUCUACCAAUUUCACAGUGAAAAAUCUUUUACCAAGAACCGUAUACGAAUUUACAUUAGUUGUUCAUCAUUUCGGAGCAGAAACUAGUAAUAUCUAUAGCCCACAUAUCAGAACUAAACAUCAUUUAGAUUCAAAACUUGAUUCUUAUAUCAGGGAAACUGGCGAUGUUAAACUCGUCAAUGUUUUAAAAGUCACUAAUAGUAGCGUCACAAUUGAGUGGACUAUACCUGAGAUUUCCGUCGCUGCAGACAUGGAGAUUUUUAUAAUCGAUUUAGAUAAUACUGGGGAACCUGAAUUGUUUGAAAGUGCAUUUCCUUUUAGACUAGGACAUAUCUUUCCUGACACUUUUUCGUUAAAAUCUUGGUAUAAGGAAAAGACAAUCUCAAAUUUAAAAUUCCAAACAAAUUAUAUAUUUCUAGUUGCGUAUACGGAUGAGAAGGGAGUUAUUUUUCUCAAAAGCAAAAAAGUUUUUACUUUACUCACAAAAGCUGAUGAAUUUAAUGAAUUAUUUCAUGGAUAUAGAUUUAGGCUUAAUUAUUAAAAUAUAUAAGGAGAGUCAAGUAUAGAUGAAUGUGGGAGAUAAGACAAAUGUAAACCAAGUCUGUUUCUGGACCAAAUAGGUUGAAAUAAAUAAAUUAUUAUAUAUAUUACAAAACUCCCAAUACAGUACGAUUUCGGUAAGUGUCAGGUUUGAUAAGUGUCGGAUCGCGAUAUAUGUCGGAUUUUUUCCACGCCUACAAUCUUGGCAAGUGUCGGGUGCCUUUCUCCUACUUUUUGCGUGCGCAUCAAAAACCAACGCCGUAUAAAAAUGUUUUCAAAUAUGUACGUUAAUAAAAUAAAAAUAAUGUUUUUACUUAUGAAUUUUAA
Leptopilina boulardi is the source of this 1664-nucleotide messenger RNA. RefSeq lists its product as uncharacterized. Bases 226 to 1338 code for a protein of 370 amino acids. The transcript is spliced from 6 exons. Lineage: Eukaryota; Metazoa; Arthropoda; Insecta; Hymenoptera; Figitidae. Gene Ontology annotation, molecular function: protein binding. The record is from RefSeq and is a predicted model, not a curated record.